Molecule: messenger RNA, 268 nt
Organism: Pyrus x bretschneideri (Chinese white pear)
Lineage: Eukaryota; Viridiplantae; Streptophyta; Magnoliopsida; Rosales; Rosaceae
Product: transcription factor MYB114-like
Exons: 3
Coding region: 2-268 (88 amino acids)
Source: RefSeq, a predicted model, not a curated record
GAUGGAGGGAUAUGACGUUAACAUGAGUGUGAUGAGAAAAGGUGCCUGGACUCGAGAGGAAGAUGAUCUUCUCAGGCAGUGCAUUGAGAUUCAUGGAGAAGUAAAGUGGCACCAACUUCCUUACAAAGCAGGCUUAAACAGGUGCAGGAAGAGCUGCAGAUUAAGAUGGUUGAACUAUCUAAAGCCAAAUAUUAAGAGAGGGGACUUCACAGAGGAUGAAGUAGAUCUUAUGACUAGGCUUCACAAGCUUUUAGGAAACAGGUAUUAA